Messenger RNA from Lentinula edodes (shiitake mushroom), 588 nucleotides. RefSeq lists its product as uncharacterized. The record is from RefSeq and is a predicted model, not a curated record. Gene Ontology annotation, cellular component: nucleus; pre-snoRNP complex. The coding region runs from base 1 to 588 and encodes 195 amino acids. Gene Ontology annotation, biological process: maturation of LSU-rRNA from tricistronic rRNA transcript (SSU-rRNA, 5.8S rRNA, LSU-rRNA); snoRNA localization; box C/D snoRNP assembly. Lineage: Eukaryota; Fungi; Basidiomycota; Agaricomycetes; Agaricales; Omphalotaceae. The transcript is spliced from 5 exons.
AUGUUCCGCCAAUCUCGACCGGGGCAAAAAAACCAGAGAAGAUGUAACAUUUGUAAUGAAGGAGAAGGCAAAUAUUCCUGUUCUGCGUGUUUUUUGCCUUACUGCUCUGUAGCAUGCUACAAAAAGCACAAAGAACUCGAUGAAAAUUUCAAACACGUCGGUGUAGACUCUUCUGUUCUCGAUGUUCCCUCCUUGAAACCCCUCUCCUCCUUGAAAUGGCCCUAUAUUGCUGAUGAAGAACCAAUACAUCCAGACCCUUUGGAAAGGAAUGAUCCCAAGCCACUUAGGACAAGGCAUUAUGAAGCAAUCGCAACAUCCCAGGAAGUCCGAAAAGCCCUCCUCGUGCCAUCGACUGUUAGUGGGCAACCUGACCAACCAAAUAUGACCCUCCGUGCGCUCCUUGUGUCUAUCGACAAGCUCUCCGGUGUUGGAAGGGAACGUGCGAUACAAUGUGCUUUGGGUGCUGAUGAUGGGAGAAACAACGAUGAACUUCGGCAAGGAGUACUUGCGCUGCGCACGUUAGCGGAGGCGAUCGAAGGUACUUUGCGAGGAAAGACGAAUGGAACAUUAUCCCUGGACUGGGAAUAG